Argiope bruennichi is the source of this 2311-nucleotide messenger RNA. RefSeq names its product rab-3A-interacting protein-like. The coding region runs from base 139 to 1389 and encodes 416 amino acids. The record is from RefSeq and is a predicted model, not a curated record. The transcript is spliced from 11 exons. Gene Ontology annotation, molecular function: guanyl-nucleotide exchange factor activity. Gene Ontology annotation, cellular component: Golgi to plasma membrane transport vesicle. Gene Ontology annotation, biological process: exocytosis. Lineage: Eukaryota; Metazoa; Arthropoda; Arachnida; Araneae; Araneidae.
CAAUUUCGAAGUAAUAAUAUAUCAAUCAAAAUAUUACAAUAAUCCAAUGUUUUAUAAACGUUUUGCAAAUAAGAUUUGGCAACUGUUCCAUGUGGGUGUUUUGAAUUUGUAAACAUAUUUGAUAAAACAUAACUAAGUAUGGCAGAUCUUAUGGGCUGUCAUGAUGAAAAUAAGUCCUUAGCUAGUAGUGAGCAGGAAGAAUUGGCCAAUGAAUUGAUACUAAGCGUCACUUCUAGCAGCAAUACAAAUGGAGGCAAACAAAUUGUUGAUCUACAGGAAGAAACCAUUUCUCAUGAAGGAAAACAUCAAACUCGUGUUACAUUUCAAAUACCUCCCACUAUGGAUUCAUCUAAAAUCUCAUCAGACAUGACAAUUAAAUGUAUUACCCGUGCAUCAAACAUGCGAACAAAAAUUGAAGAAAAAAUUACUGAGAUUGAAAAGAAGAUGGACCUUCCUGCUCUUGAUUCAAGUUCUGAGAGCAUUGAUAAGGAAUGGAGUCCUGCUGACUACAACUUAAUCAAAGUCUUAGAUCCUAAGAGAUCUCGCAGCUGUUCUGUUUCUGAAAUGAGGCAGAGUACCAUUGAUCGUCUGCAGUCGAAAUUAGAGAAGGCUGAAAAGGAUUUGGAACUGCGAGAAGAAGAAGUGCAGAGAUUAAGAAAAAUAAGGGAUGAAGUUGGAUCUGAAAUUGAAGACUUGACAGCAAGUUUAUUUGAGGAAGCGAAUAACAUGGUGAAAAAUGCUCAGAUCAAACAGCACAAGGCCGAAAAAAUUGCUAAGGAAGCAAACAUGAAGCUAGGAAUUCUGCAGGAAGAAGUUCAAGCUUUAAAAAGUAUUGUUCAAUCAACGGCACUGAAUAAUCCAGCUAGUGAAUGCUCUGAAAUGCAUGAAAAAAGGUCUUCUACACCUCAGAGAGAAAUGUAUGAGGUUGAUCCUAUCUUCAAUGAUGAGUUCGUGAAGUGGAGACAAAAUCCUAAUUUAGACAAAGAAUCGCCUUUUAUGAAACGCAUAUAUGAUGAAGAUAUUAAAGCAUGCUUAUGCUUCAGAAAUUCAAAACUCUCUGAUAGUAUAUUAUCCGCCAUUGAAGAAGAUAAGAUUAGUAUUGAAAAAAUAUCUGUGACCAAAAAUGAGCCUUUACCAAAAGUUUGCGAUCUGAUGAAUGCUCCUAGACUGUGUCCAUAUAAAAUGUAUCUAGAUGGAACGAACAGUUACAACAUAUCAGCUUUGAGUAGAAACAGAAUUGCUGCAAUCUGUGAUUUAUUUUGUUACCUUCGUUACAUACAGAGAGGUUUGAUAACAGUAAGAAUACAUGAAGUAUACUUGGAGAUACUGAAGAAACGAAGACGAAUAAUAUCGGCAAAGCUGGGAUUGAUCGAUGAUAUUGUGGAAUAAGUCAUUAAUCGCAAAUAUUGCAAAUGCGUUGUUGUGAGUGUGUCUGGUUUCAGAUUCUAGAGUAAUGAUUAAUUUUCUUACAAGUCUAGUGAAAACUUUUAUUCUUUAUUUUUCUGUUUGUGCUGUUGAAUUUCAAUUUUUUUAUGUUGUUAAAUUGAGAAAAUCUUAUAAGAUUAUCCCAAGCUUUAUUAAUUAAAAAUAAAGCAUAAGAGCUCAUAUUUUUAAUUAUGAAUCUUCCCAUUGUGUUUUAAACGAACAAGCAACUAACCCUUCAAAAGUUAAAUUGACGAUUUUACUUUCUUAAUAUAUGAUUAUAUAAUCGGAAAUUGUGUUUCAGUCAUGCAUAUUAAGAUGUAAAUAUCUCUCCAUUUAUUAAAUUUUCGAUACUUAAUUUUCUUGUGCUUUCCAAUCAAAUAUCAUUUCUCAUUGGAAGUGUGUUCUCCAUUCUAUCAUAAUAAAUACUCGUUAUUUAUUUUUUUAUUUAAUUAUUUAUCUUCAUGUUUGGAUCUGAUGUAUUCGUUUAAUCACUGUUCAAUAUGCAGUAAAGCAUCCUUUAUACGCUGUUUUAUCACAGUCGCAAUUUGUUCGUAAAAAUGUAAUAAUUAAGUAUUUCGUUUAUGCGACUGGAAAAAUGCAAAACUUCGGUAAUAUGUCAUUUUCACCGUUAGUAUCGAAAUCCUGAUAUUGUACUAAUUUAAAUGAUGAUGAAGAAGAUUGUGAGGAAAUUAUUCUACCUACUUUUAAAGACGCAUGUCCAUAAAAAAAAAAAUAAAUAAAUUAAAAAAAAAAAAAAAAUCUUUGAACUUAUUUUAUUUGUGAAAACAUAAUGACGAAACAUUCAUUUAAUUUAGUUCGAUUAAUAAUGCUGUGCUUAACAUUCACACGGAAUCAGCACAUUAGACAAUAGUUAAAUAUUUUUAUU